CCUGCCUGCCUACCUCCGCCUUCGGAAGGCCGAGGCACGCCUGACUCUUCUCAGGCCCGUGCGGGCCGACCGGCAGCCGUCGGGCGACGACCCAGAACGGCGCGGGGCUGGGGCGGGAGCCAGGAAGCGCGGCGGACAUGGAGGCGCUACUGCUGGGCGCCGGCUUGCUGCUGGGCGCCUACGUGCUCAUCUAUUACAACCUGGUGAAGGCCCCACCGUGCGGCGGCAUCGGCAGCCUGCGGGGCCGCACCGCCGUGGUGACGGGCGCCAACAGCGGCAUCGGGAAGAUGACAGCGCUGGAGCUGGCGCGCCGCGGAGCGCGCGUGGUGCUGGCCUGCCGCAGCCGGGAGCGCGGGGAGGCGGCCGCCUUCGACCUGCGCCAGGAGAGUGGGAACAAUGAGGUCAUCUUCAUGGCCUUGGACCUGGCCAGCCUGGCCUCCGUGCGGGCCUUUGCCACUGCCUUCCUGAGCUCCGAGCCACGGUUGGACAUCCUCAUCCACAACGCCGGGAUCAGCUCCUGUGGCCGGACUCGAGAAGCCUUCAACCUGCUGCUACGGGUGAACCACAUCGGCCCCUUCCUGCUGACACACUUGCUGCUGCCUCUUCUGAAGAAAUGCUCCCCCAGCCGCGUGGUGGUGGUGUCCUCCGCUGCCCACCGCCGUGGGCGCCUCGACUUCACACGCCUGGACCGCCCAGUGGUGGGCUGGCGGCAGGAGCUGCGGGCCUAUGCUGACAGUAAGCUGGCCAAUGUACUGUUUGCCCGGGAGCUCGCCACCCAGCUUGAGGGCACUGGUGUCACCUGCUAUGCGGCUCACCCAGGACCUGUGAACUCAGACCUGUUCCUGCGCCACCUUCCUGGAUGGCUGCGCCCACUUGUGCGUCCCCUGGCUUGGCUGGUGCUCCGAGCACCCAAAGGGGGUGCUCAGACACCCCUGUACUGUGCUCUGCAGGAGGGCAUCGAACCCCUGAGUGGGAGAUACUUUGCCAACUGCCGUGUGGAGGAGGUCCCCCCGGCGGCCCGAGAUGACCGGGCAGCCCACCGGCUGUGGGAGGCCAGCAAGAGGCUGGCAGGGCUUGGGUCUGGGGACGAGGAUGACGACGAACCUCACGAGGACCCCCAGCCUGAGGAGCCCACCGUUUCCGAACCCUCCCCCAGCCCUCAGAGCUCACCAGACUGGUCUAAGGUGACACGGCGAAUUCAGGUUACAGCUGAGCCUCAGUCCCCGGUCUCCUAAUCUCCAGACUGGGAUGCUUUUUCCAUGGCCCUUGGUGGCCCUUGCACACCUCCGCUGUGAGCCACCACGGACCCUGGGCACUGUUUGCCGCCAUGGUUACUUCCUGGGGCCUCCGGGUGUGUCCUGGACAGCUCUUUUCCUGGUGGAAGGAAGUAAAGGGUGAUAUUUCUUCCUGAGAGGGACCGGCCCCCCAGAUUGAGCGGGGGCGGGGCGGGGGGUGGGGGGACGUGCCAGACCCUGCUGCUCAGGAAUCGGAAUUGCAGCUUGCAAGGCCCCACCCUCUGAGAUUGUGCUCAGCGCUGGAGCAGGGCCAGGGACUCUGCGAUGGGAGGCACCGCCGACACUGGGAGUGACGGAGCCCUCCGCAGCCAUCCAGCCAGGCGGCUCAACCACCCCCACUCCACCGAGGCGGGAUUGGGCUCUAGAGGGAAGGACUCGCCCCAGGUCUCACAGCUGCUGGGCGCAGCAGGCUCCGGGCGUUGGACCCGGGGCUCCGACGCCAGAGCCGCCUGCCCGCAGGGCGGUUGUUCCCGAGGCGCCUGUGGGAGUGGGGGCGACCCCGCGCGCCUCCCGAGCCCCGAGCAAUAAAGCGUGUCGGCCGCGGCGCUCGCUCGCGCGCGUCCCUGCCUCUCGCGCCCGGCCGGCCCCGCCCUCCGCCGCCACACUUCCGGCGGGGCUGCGACCACG
This is a messenger RNA of Lepus europaeus (European hare), 1922 nucleotides long. It is a transcript of the gene DHRS13, whose product is annotated as dehydrogenase/reductase 13. The transcript has 5 exons. The record is from RefSeq and is a predicted model, not a curated record. Lineage: Eukaryota; Metazoa; Chordata; Mammalia; Lagomorpha; Leporidae. The coding region runs from base 138 to 1235 and encodes 365 amino acids.